CGUGAGCGGCCUUCCGGUUCCUCUGGCCGAUCAGCUGACUCUGAUGCUGCUGUCAGGAGAUCUCACCAACUGCAUUGAAUGGCAACUAUGGAAAUGAUCAAGCCAUAGAUAACCACACCGUCCUGUCACUGUUCACGGCCACAUUUGGUAUUCCCAGUUUUCUGCAGCUUCACCUGUGCUGUCGAGACCAUGACAGAGUUUUGGUUGAUCUCUGCACCGGGGGAGAAAACCUGUCAGCAAACAUGGGACACCAUGACGGCAGCCACCACACGUACCAACAAUCUCUCCAACAACCACAAGUUCAACAUCCCCGACCUGAAGGUGGGGACACUCGAUGUUCUGGUUGGGCUGUCGGACGAACUGUCCAAGUUAGACUCCUUUGUUGAAAGUGUGGUGAAGAAGGUUGCUCAGUACAUGGCUGACGUGCUGGAGGACACUCGAGACAAAGUGCAGGAAAACCUGCUGGCCAAUGGAGUUGAUCUUGUCACCUACAUCACCAGAUUUCAAUGGGACAUGGCAAAAUAUCCCAUCAAACAGUCCCUUAAAAACAUCUCUGAAAUCAUCUCAAAGCAAGUAAGCCAGAUUGACAAUGACCUGAAGGCGAGAGCGUCGUCCUACAACAACCUGAAGGGCAACCUGCAGAACUUAGAGAGGAAGAAUGCGGGGAGCCUGCUGACCAGGAGCCUGGCUGACAUCGUCAAGAAGGACGACUUUGUUCUGGACUCGGAGUACCUCAUCACUAUGCUCGUAGUUGUACCAAAGACGGCAUAUGCUGACUGGCAGAAAACAUAUGAGACACUGUCUGAGAUGGUGGUGCCCCGGUCCUCAAAUCUGCUAUUUGAAGACAAUGACAGCGGACUGUUCAGCGUCACUCUAUUCCUGAAAGCCAUCGACGACUUCAAGCUCAAAGCUCGAGAGAACAAGUUCAUAGUGAGAGACUUCCAGUACAACGAGGAGGAGAUGAAAGCAGACAAAGAGGAGAUGACACGGCUCUCUACGGAUAAGAAGAAGCAGUUUGGCCCGCUGGUCCGAUGGCUGAAAGUGAACUUCAGUGAAGCCUUCAUCGCGUGGAUUCACAUCAAAGCACUGAGAGUGUUUGUGGAAUCGGUUCUAAGAUAUGGGCUGCCGGUGAACUUUCAGGCCAUGCUCCUGCAGCCAAACAAGAAGACCGUGAAGAAGCUGAGGGAGGUGCUGAAUGAUCUUUACAAACAUCUAGACAGCAGUGCAGCAGCUAUCAUCGACUGUGCGAUGGACAUCCCGGGCCUGAACCUCAGCCAGCAGGAGUAUUAUCCUUACGUCUACGACAAGAUCAACUGUAACCUGUUGGACUUUAAAGUUUAACACUUUGGCUGUUUUGUCUUUAUGCCGAUUGUUUUCUCAUGACUUAGAUCUGCUCUUCCCUGAACGUCCCUCCCCGUCUUCCCCCCGCUAUCCGUUUCCUCACCGCCACCUCUCCCGCUUGAAUGAGAACGCUGCAUGUUCAUUCCUUGUGGUGAAACAGCCCUACCGUAAGCUUCUAUCAUUUUUAAAACCAAGGGAAAAAAGUAAACAAUUUUUCAUUAGUGUCAUUGUUUACACUUUGUUUUUUUGACGUGAGGUGGGUUAAGAAAUGCUAAAAAGAUAAGUAUAUUUAAAGCCUCAUUCCACUUGUGUUGGCUUAUAUUGAUCCUGAAGAUCCUGAGUGUUCAGAGAUUUGUGUUCAUAUGUUAUCACUGCUACCCACGGCAACCGGACUCGUUAUUUGUUCCUGAGAUUGUGGUGUGGCUUUGUGUAACGUGUGUGUUCUCGUCUGAUGUUGUGUAUAUUUGCUGUGAAAUAAGAUCUGUAUCAGAGUAUUGUGUGUAAGCCAGUGAUUGAAUAAAUAUGAUCGAUGAAUAUACCAAA
This is a messenger RNA of Gasterosteus aculeatus aculeatus (three-spined stickleback), 1884 nucleotides long. Its product is annotated as V-type proton ATPase subunit C 1-A. Gene Ontology annotation, molecular function: proton-transporting ATPase activity, rotational mechanism. NCBI's taxonomy places the organism in Eukaryota, Metazoa, Chordata, Actinopteri, Perciformes, Gasterosteidae. Gene Ontology annotation, biological process: proton transmembrane transport. Gene Ontology annotation, cellular component: lysosomal membrane; vacuolar proton-transporting V-type ATPase, V1 domain. The record is from RefSeq and is a predicted model, not a curated record.